Molecule: messenger RNA, 3321 nt
Organism: Odocoileus virginianus texanus
Lineage: Eukaryota; Metazoa; Chordata; Mammalia; Artiodactyla; Cervidae
Source: RefSeq, a predicted model, not a curated record
GGGCCUGGAGAAGGUGGGGAGUGAGGAUGAAGGUGUCUCUGGCUUUGGGUGCGGGAGGGGGUGGAGGAAAGAGCUACCGAGGGAUUCCUGAGUGCUGAUUGAAAUUGGGAUAGCUUUCGCUUUGUCUCCCCAUCAAACCCAGCUGUGCAUGGAAGGGUUAGUCCGUCGCGUCAAAGGCAGGGACAGCUGAGCCCCUAAAGGAAUCCUUGAGAACCUGGGAGUGGGCAUUUCACUUUUUCUGCGAUUAGGGAGUCCCUCGGCCUCUGCCCUUUGGCCUUUGACACGUGUGCACCUUCUGCUUCUCCAGCAUUAUUUACAAUAGACAAGACAUGGGAACAGCCUAAGUGUCUAUCCUUCAAUGAAUGAAUAAAGAAGCUAAGGAAAGUUUGUCAACCUGGAUUUAGUUUAGCCCAGAUUUUGAAAAUCAGGAUAAAAUUUUUUUAAAAAUCUGAAACAGGAUGUAUUCUUUAAGCUUGAUGAAGUGUUAAGAUUUGUGCAUUUCAAAACAGACCAUUUAAAAAUGAAGCGGCCACAUUGUCUAAGACUGGGAGCCUUAGAGACAUGUUCUAUUCUCAGAUGAGAGAAUGGAAGCAUAAUUACAUUAAGGAACUUACCAAAGGCCCCAGAGCUGGGUUUUGAACCUAAUAUUCUAGCUUCUGAGCUCACACUUUUGAGUGGUUUGAUAUUUUUCUUCCCUCAUAAAGAUCUUUAACACAUCUGGAAUUGAUUUUUGUGAAUGUUUGGAGGUAUGGGGUCAAGAUUCAUUUUUUCCAUAUGGACAACCAAUUGACACAGGGCUAUUUAUUAAAGACUUUUUUGCAUACGGCACAGCAGUGUGACUCACCUCUUCCAUAAAUCAGGUAUGGAAAACAUGAAUAAAAGAGACCAACUAUUCAUGACGAUUCAGAAAAAUGAUAGCUCAGAUCAGAAAAACAGUGCAGACUUCAAAGUUAUCUAAAGAACAAACACUAAUAAAGCAACACAAGCAAGUGUGGUGGCAAGAACACCAAAGGCUAAAUGAAGUCAGAUACAAAAUGGAAUCUGAGAUAAAAUCCUUAUUCAAUGAAAAGAACAUUGGAAAUGAAUGUCUUUCUGACCUUAUGAAUUUUGAACAGGAGUUAUCAGAACAAUGGUGCACAUAUCUUAAAAAUGUAAUAAAUCCUAUUCAGCAAUUGAGAGAAGAUCUAAAAUACAGACAGCAUCACGUUUCACAGUAUUCACACUCAUACAGUGAAUCUAACUCUGUGAAAGUAUUGGAAGAGGUUGACUUCGUGAAGAAACAAUUGAAAGCUGUCUAUGAACAACUUAGGCUAGAGCAACAGAAAAUAGAAAAUUAUCUUUCAGACUGGAGCAUGAAAAUAUUAGAUCAUUCUUCAGAAGAAAGAAGUAACCUGCUUAGUGAACUGCCCAUGGAAUUAGAAACUUUGGAAUGUCCAUACCCUGACUUGAAAUCUUCAAUCCUUAAUGAGUUCUGUAACUUUACAGAGAAAUAUCAAAAGAAACUUCAAGAUUUUGAUCUGCAAUUAGAAGACAUAUACAGAAACUUCCAGUUAAGUGAUGAAGACCACUGGAUUUACCAGGCUGUUUUGGAUCAGUAUCCUGGGAAUCUCUGUGGCAGAAGGACUUUGUAUCUGGACAUGUUACAAAGAUAUCUUCCACACAAAUCAAGGCAUGAUUUGGUCGAACAUGAGAAAUAUUGUGACCAAUAUCGCUUUGCUAAGGAGCAGCGAAGAAUCCUGAUAUUAAGUUGGAAUAAGAAUAGGAGAGACUUUAUACAGAAGGCUGUGCUGACACUGGCUGAAGCCUGUGCAACUCAUGAAAUGGAAAGCAUGUUGGCUAAGGACAGGAAAAAGCAACAGGAAGUGUGUGCUGAUCUGAAAGCCAAGGUUCUUCAGUGGCGAGCCCGCCAGGAAGAGGUAACAAGACUGGAAAUGGAAAUCUCUGCCAGAAGAAGAGAAAAGGAAGAGGAGAAAGAGAAACUGUGUAAGAAGAAGGAAUUGUUGCAAAGAGAAGAGAAGAAAAAAGAGAUAAGAAAAUACUGGGCUGAUAAAGAACAGAAAUGGCAGGAAAUGGAAAUGAGAGAUCUUCGCCGUCUGGAAGAACUGAAGAAAUUAAUGGCUGAACAGUCAGUAAAAGACAGAGAAAGGGUUAAAUAUAGACAAGAAUUAUUGGAAAAGCGUUUGAUGGAGAAAAAAGAAGUGGCCCUUCAAGAAGCGCUUGAAGAGGAAGAGAGAGAAAAACGACUAGAAGCCCUGAGGAAACAGGUUGCUAUUGUCGCUCAAUUUGAUCCUGUUAGAAUGAUGUCAGAUACAGUGGCAUCAAAAGCAAGGAUGGGUAUUGGAACUGAAGAAGAAUUUAUUCUCCAAAAGCCACUCUUCACAUUGAAUACAUACAAUGAACAGCAGAUAAUUUCUGACCCUAGACUUCGUUUUGAGUUAGCGCUCCGAGAAGCUGGACUUCAUAAAACAUUUUAUGCCAAAGAGAUAUUACCAAAAAUCAGUCCUCAAAAACCUCCAAGAAAGGAUAUGGAGUCUACUGUAUUUAAAAUCUAGAGUUCAUCCUCAAAUCUUAUUAUACAUAAACAAGAUUUUUCUUUGAAUAUAUUUAUAUGGAUAAUAAUAAUUACUACUUUCUAAAAUUUUACAAAUUAUCAGACGUAGAAGUCGUAGUAUCUAUUAAUCUAUUGUCUUUCUUUUAUGAUUUUUAGAAUUUUAUGCACUAUUUUCCAAUCUUUUUUUAUGUUUAAUAGUACUAAAUUCUCCAAAGACUAUGGAACUUAAUUAUGACACAUCUGGAACAUAUAUUAUCAUUUAGUAAAUUGCAUUUUGGAGGUUGCAUCAUCCCAUGAAAAGAGCUCAAAAUAACCAUUUGCAAGAAUCACAAUUUAUGCUGUUGUUGGCUAAUAAUGUUCAUUUCUGCUUGUUAUUUCAGAAUUAGACUUUUCAAUUAUGGAAGUUUCAUUGUCAUUAGUGCUUCUAUUAUUUCUCCAUUAUUAUAAGAGGAGACUCAACCUUUCUCUAAAUUUAGAAACCAGGUUGGUUUACCAUGUUUACUGCAAACCAAUCAUCCAAACAAUUUCACUUUGUAAAUUAGCCUGUAAGAAUAAAUUAGAAAUUAGAAAUAGCAAUUCAAGCAUAGGGAUAUCUGUUCGGCUUGGGAAAAUGUAUUUGUAUGGUUGUUUGGGAGGACUGUUUUAAAAUUUAGAAUACUAUCAAAAUUUCCAUGUUUUCAAUUAAAUAUCUGGAUGAUUUUAUAGAAAGGAAGUGUUUCAAAUAAAACUCAAGUGUAAGUUUUUGCUAUUUCUGAACAAUCACACAAAUA